CACGAUGACUUUUUUUUAUCUAGAUACAAUUUUACUUGUCAUUAAUGCUAAACAAGGUUACGUAUUUCAUGUCUAUGAUAUUGAUUGAUUUCUAAUCUUUUGCACACCUCACAUCGGUAGCAUACAAGAGAAUACUACGACGACUCAAAUAGUGACCUCGCAUAAGAGAGAGUUAACAAAUACUACCGAAGGGUUAGCAGCCAGAGCGAGGAUGAAAAGCCACCCUAAAUUUUGAACAGUAAACUUCCAAGUUAAAAUUGCUAAACCAAACCUUUGUUCGUUGUAGGAUUUCCCAUAGGAAAAAUGAAAAAUUUAUAGCUCGAACUACAAAGUAAGUGAUUAUGUAGUCUCGUCUUUGAAGAAAACUUGUUUACUUGCUUCCCUGCAAUGCAAGUAAAAAAUAUUGGGAACGAGCUUGCUAAUAGUUGUGGUGGAGAACGAUUCUGGACCAGGUCUUGCUAGCUCUGGACCAAAGAAAGGGCCUUUGAGCCCACUUAUCAUCAUCAAGCCCACUUUCAAGAUGCCUCAGCAAGUUUUUGUAAACAGCUCCGCACUCAAAUAACGUUCGGCCCAUGACAAUCGUCCCAUGCUAACCAGAUCAAUGAAUCCUUUAGUUCUGUAGUUUCAACGGCAGGAAGACAGCUCGCUUUGUUUGAGAUAGUCGAUUUGAAUUUCACGAAUUUCUGAAUAUGUGUAUUCCGCUAAUCUUUCAUAGAAUUCGUGCCGACGGCGAGUGCUUUUUUGUAGGGAACAUGUGGUGUUAGUACUUAGUAGUGGACCUAUCGUGAAGUAUUUUCACGCAAGGAAAUGAUGCUCUACCAAAAGAAGAAAACAUGGGGAAUUUGAGUUCAUAGAAUUCUAUUCUCAGUCAUAUUCAAGGGAACCCACCUUCAACACACACUAGCACUAAGGUCUUAGAGAGAAUAUAUUGAAGUAGAUCCAACUAGAUGUGUUGUGGACCGAGUGGAAGGUUUGUCACCAUAUCCUUUGAGAGUUCAAAAGUUCGAAACCGACAACCAAUAACAAAGUCACAAAGACAUCAACAAUCAAGUGUGUUGCGGUAUGUAAAGGAUUAGAGGGCCAUCUUUACAUGGCGGCUUUGGUCUUAAAUCCAAUUCUUGGAGAACUUUUUCCAAAGGAUUUAGACCCGAAAAUCUUUCUUAGAUUUUAGUACGCGUCUUGAAAUCAAUCUUAAACAAUGCAGAUAUGUUGAGUUUUCAUGAUCAAGGAGCCUACUAUGAAGAAACUUCUUUCCUUCGUAGCCAGCUAGCAACUCCCAAAGUUGUGAACUUGAAAUCGUCGAAAUAAUCUUGAUGUAUGUGCCAAAAUUAGGAGCAAAAUGUACCCGAAUGUCCAGAUUCAAAUGUACCCGAAUGAUCACAAUGUAAAAGUUCAGGAGCCAAUCUAGUAAAGAAAAAUAGAAGUAGGGCAGAAAACAAAACUUUUCCACAAGGCCUAAACUCCGAGGGAAUAUCCAACGGCCAGGAUCAAAGCGCAUGAGGAUUUCAUUAACCGUGGUAAAGUCGGAGAGAGUUGGGGUAACCUAAAUCCUAUAAAAGAGGAAUUUGGCUUUACAAGCAAGAGAAAAGUCGCCGUCUUCUCCCUCAAAUCCCUCCAAAUCCUCGCCGUUACACCGAGAGAGAAAUCCGUCGAGCAACUAUGUCGGACGAGGAGCACCAGUUCGAAUCCAAGGCUGAUGCCGGUGCAUCCAAGACCUAUCCUCAACAAGCGGGUACUAUUCGCAAGAAUGGGUACAUCGUUAUCAAGAACCGCCCUUGCAAGGUUGUUGAGGUUUCCACCUCAAAGACUGGCAAGCAUGGCCACGCUAAGUGUCACUUUGUAGCCAUUGAUAUCUUCAAUGGCAAGAAGCUCGAGGAUAUUGUUCCUUCAUCCCACAAUUGUGAUGUUCCACAUGUCAACCGUACUGAUUAUCAGCUCAUCGACAUCUCUGAAGAUGGCUUUGUGAGUCUUCUGACUGAAAAUGGAAACACCAAAGAUGAUCUGAGGCUUCCCACUGAUGAGGCUCUGCUUGCUCAGAUUAAAGAUGGGUUUGCAGAAGGUAAGGAUCUCGUGGUGUCGGUCAUGUCAGCAAUGGGAGAGGAACAGAUCAAUGGUCUCAAGGACAUUGGCAAGAACUAGAGGAAGAAGAUGAUGCUGUAGCAUUUUAGCUAUAGUUGAUUGCAAAACGACUGUUUUUUUAUGGGAGCUAACGAUGAUUCUUAUCUCUACUAUGAAUGUCUCUGAACUAGAACUUCCUUUUUUUUUAUCAAGAAUGUGUUGGUUGUGGUGUUUUCCCAAAAAUUGCUCAUAAUGUUUGUUCUUGAAGUUGUUAGAAAGAAAAGCCAGGUCAAGCAGCUGCCGCUUGAUUUCCUGAUGGCAGUGCUGCUCCCUAUUACUGGCUGUAGAAGGGGAAAACAUAGACGAAUGCUUUCUAUUUCAUGUCCUUCUGUUCUUUGCUUUGAGAAGAAUGGUUUAAAUCAGUACGUCGCGUUAUCCUGUGUUUGAUGAUCUGUUCUUAAGUUGGAUGUGUUCAUAUAUGUACAUGGUUUGCCUAGCCAUUUUAGGACUAAGUAGAGGCCUAAUCGUUCGUGAUUGAGCCUUUACUCUUUAGGUCCCGUAUGCCCCCUCGCUCUCAUGCUGAUGGUAAAUGUUAGUUCUGUACUUUGCUGCAAUACGGAACAGAUAAGUUGCAACAAAUCGGUAAGGACUGG
Linum trigynum is the source of this 2711-nucleotide messenger RNA. The record is from the annotation of a GenBank genome assembly. NCBI's taxonomy places the organism in Eukaryota, Viridiplantae, Streptophyta, Magnoliopsida, Malpighiales, Linaceae.